Messenger RNA from Adineta steineri, 225 nucleotides. The record is from the annotation of a GenBank genome assembly. Lineage: Eukaryota; Metazoa; Rotifera; Eurotatoria; Adinetida; Adinetidae.
AUGACAACAACAAAUACAAUCUCAGCUAGUGAAUUAGCUGAACAAAAUGCUGAAGAUACCUAUGAACAAUACGAAAAAUAUUUCAACGCUGGAAGUGGCGGUAAACAACGCAGUAAAAUAGAAGUUGAAAUUAAUUCCCAACGUCAUGAUGCUGGUGGUGAUACACGAAAAAUUGUUACUGCAAUGGUUAACAAUGAAAAGAAUCGGUUACAUGGACAUAAAUAA